AUGUCUGAGACUGCCAACGACAACCAUGGCAUUGGUUCGGCCCAAAGUCAUCCACCCUUACCGAAUUUAUCAAGCAAUGCUCCAGGAAGCGAAAAUACGAUGAAAAGUACCGAUACUGUGCUUAGCGAUGAGCUACCAACAUCUCAACUGGUUCCACGCGUGAGCAACUCAGAAGAGAAGCACAGCAAACUGCCCAAGUUUCAAGCAGUUUUUCCCGCAAUGCCACCAUUAGGCACUAAUUUAAACGAUGUAAGCGUCAAAAAUGAACGAGCUAAUGAUCACACAAAGAAGGGAAACGACACCGACCGCUCAGAAAGUGUCGCUACACACCACCAUCACCAUCACCAUCAUCAUUACCACCACACCCAUCAUCGCCCGAACCAUUCACAACAUUCAGUGGCUACUGCUCCAGAGCAAAAUCUGGGCAACACAGUGUCUUCCUUGGCCACGGCAGAACGCAAAGAUGAAGCGCCAUCUCCUUCAAAACGAGAAGAAGUACACGCUUCUGAAACUUCUGUCAACAAGAAAAAGAGCCUGUACAGCCCAUUCAAGGCACACAAACCCACGCUUGACAAAAGCUCAAUUGUGCAACUUGUUGAAGAAUUGUUCCCUCAACGCAAAGUCCUCGGUAAAAUUGUUUACAACCCCACUACAACGUGGGAAACGCUUCAGAUUGCGCAAUUGACCGGUUUGAGACCGGAACAUUAUGAGGAGUUUGAAAUAAUCAGGUCUCGUUUCAUUACUCAACAACAAGAACAGUCGUAUUUCACGGACCGAGUAAGAUACAUUCCCAUGAUCCCUCAGCUUCCACAAGAAUACAUCAACAGCCUCCUAGAGAUCAAGAUUCCCUACACUCAUGUUAUAGCAUUCUUGCAAAACUUGGAUGAGGGCAAUGUAGCUGAAGAUAGGUUAUUGUGGGGUGGAGUGGGAGGUAUAUAUACUGAUGACUCCGACAUACUACAUGUAUUGGCACAUCAAGGGUUCUUCGAUAACACCAUCGAUCUCAGUGAGUGGAACGACAGCUGGACGAUGCAACAGCCAGUACCAGAAGAUUUCAAAGGUGAUAUUUCGGUUACCGUACUUCUUCUUCCCCCUUUACCUGCCUACCACGGAUUCUACGCCAACGAUAUCAACUCACGAACCUGGUCAGGUCCCAAUAUCCACAACGGGCUCUCCAUUGCCUUGUUUAAUGUUGAAUGGGGAGCACCAGGGACGUGCUACAUGGACCAAAAUAUUGUGAAACGAUUGCGGAACGAGAUGAGUUACGAUAGAGAACAAAAAAGGGAACUAAAGAAACGGGAAUGGUCCUUUGAUCACGACUAUUACAAUAAGGUCAAGAGAAAGACUGCUGAAACCGAAGUCACCGAACCCUAG
Messenger RNA from Meyerozyma guilliermondii ATCC 6260, 1374 nucleotides. It is a transcript of the gene RXT3, whose product is annotated as Rxt3p. The transcript has a single exon. Bases 1 to 1374 code for a protein of 457 amino acids. NCBI's taxonomy places the organism in Eukaryota, Fungi, Ascomycota, Pichiomycetes, Serinales, Debaryomycetaceae. The record is from RefSeq and is a predicted model, not a curated record.